UUAUUAUUAUUAUAUUUUUAACUCCGCGUCGAGAAAAAGCUGUCAAAUUCAACAUUCUCCGCGUCGUUUAGCUUCCGAGGAGGACAAUCCGGUGGGAGAGAAAGAGAGAGCGAGCUUUGAUUCAAUCCUCCGAUUAUCGAAAUUUUAACAAACAAGAAGAAGCAAUGAUUGGGUUGUUUAAAGUAAAGGAGAAGCAAAGAGAACAAGCUCAGAACGCUAGCCGAGGAGGAGGAGCUUCUGUCAAGAAACAAUCUGCUGGCGAACUUCGUCUUCACAAAGAUAUAUCAGAGUUGAAUCUUCCUAGCUCUUGUACAAUUUCGUUUCCUAACGGCAAAGAUGAUUUGAUGAACUUUGAAGUCUCCAUUAAACCUGAUGAUGGUUACUACCACAAUGGUACAUUUCUUUUCACGUUCCAAGUGUCUCCUGUGUAUCCUCAUGAAGCUCCUAAAGUUAAAUGCAAAACCAAGGUGUAUCAUCCCAAUAUAGAUUUGGAAGGAAGCGUUUGCCUCAACAUCUUGCGUGAAGACUGGAAACCUGUUCUUAACAUCAACACUGUUAUCUAUGGACUCUUCCAUCUCUUCACGGAACCCAACUCUGAAGAUCCUUUGAACCAUGACGCUGCACAAGUCUUGAGGGAUAACCCAAAGCUCUUUGAGACCAAUGUCAGGAGAGCCAUGACCGGUGGCUAUGUUGGUCAAACCUUUUUCCCACGCUGUAUCUAACAAAAAGCUUUGGUUCGUUCUUCUUCAAGCAACAAGAUAAGAACUGGAACCUCUUUAUCAACCAUUGUAUCUCUUAUUCUCAAAAGAACCUUGUUUGCUUGUUUCUGUAAAAUUACAUUCGAAUGAGUUGUAUAACAUUCUGUUCAGUUUGAUUCGGUCUCAGUUUCAAUGUAUUUAUGCUGUGGUAUUUGAAAGAAUCAAAAAACA
Molecule: messenger RNA, 929 nt
Organism: Brassica rapa (field mustard)
Lineage: Eukaryota; Viridiplantae; Streptophyta; Magnoliopsida; Brassicales; Brassicaceae
Product: NEDD8-conjugating enzyme Ubc12
Source: RefSeq, a predicted model, not a curated record